Oreochromis niloticus (Nile tilapia) is the source of this 2417-nucleotide messenger RNA. It is a transcript of the gene bin2a, whose product is annotated as bridging integrator 2a. Gene Ontology annotation, molecular function: protein binding; phospholipid binding. Bases 283 to 1689 code for a protein of 468 amino acids. The record is from RefSeq and is a predicted model, not a curated record. Gene Ontology annotation, biological process: phagocytosis, engulfment; podosome assembly; plasma membrane tubulation. The transcript has 13 exons. Lineage: Eukaryota; Metazoa; Chordata; Actinopteri; Cichliformes; Cichlidae. Gene Ontology annotation, cellular component: phagocytic cup; podosome; cytoplasm.
UAUAUAGAGAGACAGAGUUGUAGAGUGAGGGUGGUUUGAAAGUGGGCACGGCUGGUGGCUGUACUUGUUGCAGACUAAGGUGUGUCCGAUAAAUCUUUUACUCAGGAUACUGCAGACAAUUGGUUCCAAAGUUCAAGGGUACAAAUAUACAGGAGAACAGCGCGGAGUUGGAAAACCAGAAGAAGACGAGUAAAAGAGAAGUGUCAAGGUGAUUAAUUUGGGAUUUCUUUUUUCUAAUUCAGUCACUGGCGUGGACAGGAAUAAACACAGACAAGACAAAAUAUGGCAGACAAAACAAGUCCGAGAGGCAAUUCUGGUGACUUUGCUAAAAAAGUCCAAAGACAGCUGAGCAGAGGCAAAGAAAAGGUAAUGCAAAGGCUGGGAAAGUCAAUGGAGACCAGAGAUGACCAUUUUGAACAUUGUCUCCAAAACUUUAAUGACCAGCAGACUGAUGGGAACCGAAUAUACAAGGACUUGAGGGUCUACGUUAAUGCAGUUAGAGACAUGCGUGAAGCUUCAAGACGCCUUUCCCAGUCUCUGUUUGAUGUUUAUGAAUCUGACUGGGCUGGAGAGGAAGAUUUAGGAGCCAUUGUUGAGGGGGAGGACCUCCUGUGGAAUGACUACGAGGUGAAGCUAUUAGACCAGGCCGUGCGCACCAUGGAGUCCUACGUGAGCCAAUUCCCUGAUGUCAGGGACAAAAUUGCCAAGAGGGGAAGAAAGCUGGUUGACUACGACUCCUCCCUUCACCAGCUAGAGGCACUGCAGACUGCAAAAAAGAGGGAUGAUAUCAAGAUAAGCAAGGCAAACGAAGAGAUGAAUACUGCCAGAGUUAUCUAUGAGGGGAUCAAUAAUGAUCUGAAAGAGGAGCUCCCAGUUCUCUUUGACAGUCGUAUUGGAUGCUAUGUAGCUGUCUUCUCAGCUGUGACAAAUUUACGAGACAUCUUCUACAAGGAAAUGAGUACGCUCAAUCAAGAUCUACAAAGUGUGAUAAAGGAGCUGCAGGCUCAGCAUCCAGACAAAGCAUUUGCUCUAAAGGGAUUGUCCCGGUACGGCUCACUGAAAAGACGAAGUCUGAUCUCUCCAAAGGCUUGGAAAGCCAGCUUUUCUGAGGUUCACAGGAGCUUCAGUCCUAGAACGAGCCAGCGGUUUAGUUUCAGAUCCCCAGAAAAACCUCGACACAGCAGCUUGUCCAGAGAAGGCAGCAUGCUUAGAGGGUCUUUAGUCGAGUCCAGGGAACUGGAUAUAGGGUCGUACCAAAGUGAAGUCCACAGCCCUUCUGCACAGGAAGAUGCUGGAGAGAGUGCAUCAGGAAGUGAGCUGAAGUCGGGAGACAACAACAAUCAAGUUGAAGGAGAAAAGGCAGUGAAAGAAGAAGAGCCUAAGCCACCUGUAGAAUCGGAAAAUAAAGGAGAUGGGAAAAAAGAUCUACCAAGUGCAAGCAGCUCUGAACAAAAUAACUCCCAUGAAUCAGAUAGCUUGGAGCUCCAGCUGUCUGCAGCAGACAAUGGCCCACUGCACAUUGAAGAGAUGGAUGACAGCCCGGUAACCCUUGAAACUCCAAAACUGAACAGACUGGAGAAUGGUGACGCUUCUGGCUUGAAUUCUGACGCCAAGGAUCUGAGCAUUCCUCAGAAGGACGUCCCUGCAGAGAAAGAGAUAUCCUCGAACUCAAAAAACACAACGGUUUAAAGUUUUCAUUAUAAAACAAAAGAACCAAACAAUGCCGAACUGGCUGAAGUCAACAGCUGCAGAAGAAAGAAAAAAAAGACAGGGAGACAGUCGCAACUGACAAGUUCAACUGUGAUUUCACGACUGACGAACUGUUGCUGUUAGUUUUCUUAUUUAUCUUUUAAGGAAAUCAACUUUGCAUACAUAUUGGUGUCUUUGGGAAAAGCUAUAUUUUCAUAAACUCACUCACUGCAUUAUUAAAGGAAAUACAUUUUAAAAUGAGGGAUUUAUACAACUAAUGCUAGCAAAGACAGAAGCUCUACAUAGGUUUACACUGCUAAAAAGAUACUGACCACAGAAUGGUUAAUCUACCCAGAUAUGAUAUGUUUCUGUCUCUGUGUAAACGUGAAGAGAAUGCCACUCCACUCUUAUUUUAGAACCAACGAGGAGGCGUUUUAAUCAUUUUAGUCUUUUAGCCUGUUUUAUUAUUUCUUUUUAUUUGUUUUUGAUUAGAUUUCAAACUUUGUAAUUCUGAAAAAUAAACAUAGUUCAAAUCUUGUUUAUACUAAAGCUGAAUUUCUGACUUCUUAAUUCUUUGGUCAUUCGAUGUAUAUGUGCACAGGAUAUAAGAACAUUGUGUAAACAGCAAUAAAAACUGGGUAAUGUCACCAUUUUGUCGCUCUGCUAGUAGAUGUUUAAGAUGAUGGGGUGAAAAAUGGUGAGCGCUCACUCAGUACUCAUCAGAUGUA